AUGGGGAAAAAACUUUGUCAAACUAAAAAGGAACUUCGGGAGACUAAGAUAAAUAAGAUCUCAGUGAACAGGGGUAGUCAGUGUCCUGUAGAGCUUCAUGUGCACAAUUUGCAGAACGGACUGAAAUACAAGGAUACACUUCAUCACCAAGCUGUGAGGAGUCAGUGCUGCAGACCCAAAGUUUGUCAGGGCUCCACAGUGAACCAGAAGUGUCUAUGGUGUGCACCUCCUAGUUCCUCCAAUGAACUACUAACACAGGCCAUUGACUUUAUCAACCAGUACUACAAAUCCUUCAAAAUCUCCAACACUGAGGAGCAUUUAGCCCGGAUUAAUGAGGUGGCUCGAGAGAUUGAUACUACAGGAACUUAUCAGCUCACCUCAGAGGAACUGGCAUUCGGAACCAGACAGGCAUGGAGGAAUGCACCCAGAUGCAUUGGCAGGAUCCAGUGGUCAAAUUUACAGGUGUUUGAUGCACGCAAAUGCCUGACAGCAGAAGACAUGUUCCAGUUUUUGUGUGCUCAUUUUAAGUUUGCAUCAAAUGGGGGCAACGUGAGGGCAGCCAUUACGAUUUUUCCUCAACGAACUGAUGGCAAGCAUGAUUUCCGUAUUUGGAACAGUCAGCUCAUAAGAUAUGCUGGCUAUCAGAUGAAAGAUGGCAGUGUAGUAGGAGACCCUGCUAAUGUGGAAUUUACACAGAUUUGUAUCCGGCUUGGAUGGACACCAAAGUACGGCCUUUUUGAUGUGCUGCCACUAGUCCUGCAAGCUAAUGGGGAAGAUCCUGAUCUGUUUGAAAUUCCAGCAGAGUUGGUGUUAGAGGUUAAACUAGAACAUCCUCAGUAUAAGUGGUUCAAAGAUCUGAAUCUGAAAUGGUAUGCUGUGCCUGCAGUAUCCAACAUGUUGCUUGAGAUUGGUGGUCUGGAGUUUACAGCUUGCCCUUUUAACGGCUGGUAUAUGGGCACUGAGAUUGGUGUGAGAAACUUGUGUGAUUCUCAGCGCUACAACAUUCUGGAGGAUGUUGGUCGUUGUAUGGGGCUGGAGACACACAGGUUGUCAUCACUGUGGAAGGAUGAGGCUCUGGUUGUCAUCAAUGUGGCUGUGAUUUACAGUUUCCAGAAAAACAAUGUGACGAUCACAGACCACCACUCUGCUACAGAGUCCUUUAUGAAGCACAUGGAGACUGAACUACAUCUACGUGGUGGCUGCCCUGCUGACUGGGUUUGGUUAGUGCCACCCAUGUCUGGCUCUCUGACCCCUGUGUUUCACCAGGAGAUGAUCAGCUACAUUCUCUCACCCUUUUACUACUACCAGCCUGAUCCCUGGUUAUCACAUGUGUGGAAAGAUGAGAACAGAGGCCUGAAGAAGCGAAGACUCAUCAGUUUUAAAGGUUUGAUAUGGGCAGUGAUCUUCUCUCAAACCCUUACACAAUUCACCUCGGGAAAAAGAGUGCCUUGUACCAUUCUGUAUGCUACUGAAACAGGAAAAUCACAAACUUUUGCCAAGAAGCUGAAGUCAAUAUUCAGUUCUGCUUUCAACCCCAGGCUACUUUGCAUGGAGGACUACAACUUCCAUGAGCUUGAGAGAGAGUGCCUCCUAAUGCUGGUUACAAGUACAUUUGGCAAUGGAGACCCUCCUACAAAUGGACAGACAUUUAAGGAUCUCCUUUUUAGGACGGCAACCCUCAGAAACAAAGUCAGAUACAGUGUAUUUGGCCUUGGCUCUCGUGUGUACCCUCAGUUUUGUGCAUUUGCUCAUGCUGUGGAUAAUAAGUUUGCGGAGCUGGGAGCCAAAUGUCUGACCGCCAUAGGAGAAGGAGACGAGCUGAACGGUCAAGACGACGCUUUUUCGGCUUGGGCUCGCACUUCAUUUAAAGCUGCAUGUAAGGAGUUUUGUAUUAAGGACCAGGUUUUAGGAGGUGAGAGUCGAUCAGACAGCUGGGACUCUCUGAGACACCGAGUGAAGCCUGACGGUGGUACUCUAGACCGCAUCACAGCUCUUUCAGCACUCCACUCCAAAACUGUGAUCCCAAUGAAGCUGAAAAGAAGAAAACAUCUACAAAGAUCAGGAUCAAGACACAGCACUAUACUGGUAGAACUAGAGUUGGAUGGUGGAAAAGAUCUCUUAAGUUAUGAACCAGGGGACCAUGUGGGUGUUUUCCCAGGGAAUUCCCCUGAACUAGUCACUGGUAUUCUGAAGCAUCUUCCUAAUGCCCCGGCCACCAAUCAAAGUGUCCGACUUGAGUAUCUUCCUGACUCUGAGUCUGGUGAAGGAUGGCAGACAGAUUUUCGUAUUCCACCGUGCCCUCUGGCCAAGGCUCUCACAUACCUGCUGGAUAUAACCACUCCACCUUCUCAAAGCUUUCUGCAUAAACUCUCACAAAUAACUAAGGACAAAAAUGACAGACGACGCCUGCUAACACUUGCAAGUGACUUGACGUGUUACUCAGAAUGGAAAGCAUUUCACAGGCCCAAUUUCCUGGAGGUUUUCAGGGAGUUCCCUUCUCUAGAACUUUCUUCCUCCUUCCUUCUCAGUCAGUUACCCUUGUUGAAGCCUCGUCUUUAUUCGGUCAGCUCGUCUCUAGAUCUGCACCCUGAUGAGAUUCACCUCACUGUGUCUGUUGUCAGCUAUCACACCCAGGAUGGAAAAGGUCCUCUGCAUCAUGGUGUCUGCAGCACAUGGCUUAACACCCUUAAAGAGGGACAAACAAUGCCCUGCUUCAUUCAAGGAUCCAAUGGGUUUCACUUAACAUCAGAUCCCAGUUCUCCCACAAUCCUUAUCGGAGCAGGAAGUGGCAUCGCCCCCUUUCGUAGCUUCUGGCAACAGCGCUUUCAUGAUAUGAAAAAGACAGGUCUGAAAAAGAGCCAAAUGAUGCUGGUGUUCGGAUGUCAUAGUGCAGAUACAGAUCAUUUGUAUAAAGAUGAGACUUUUGAAAUGAAAGAAAAUGGCACUCUAAAGAGUAUUACUCCAGCGUACUCUCACCAGGCUGGUCACCCCAAGGUGUACGUUCAGGAUGUUCUGAAGAGACAGCUAAGUGAGGAGGUUUGGAAGGUUCUGUACCAGAGCACUGGGCAGUUAUAUGUAUGCGGUGGUGUGAACAUGGCCCGAGAUGUGGCACAGACAAUACAGGAGAUCCUGGUUAAGCAUUUGGGCAUAACACUCACACAGGCUGAAGAAUAUCUGGAGCAACUAAAGGCUGAGAAGAGAUACCAUGAAGACAUAUUUGGAGACUAACUCCUGAAAACUAAAUAUAGAUCUUGAGGGGA
Trichomycterus rosablanca is the source of this 3260-nucleotide messenger RNA. Its product is annotated as nitric oxide synthase, inducible-like. The transcript is spliced from 25 exons. Gene Ontology annotation, molecular function: NADP binding; nitric-oxide synthase activity; FMN binding. The coding region runs from base 1 to 3228 and encodes 1075 amino acids. The record is from RefSeq and is a predicted model, not a curated record. NCBI's taxonomy places the organism in Eukaryota, Metazoa, Chordata, Actinopteri, Siluriformes, Trichomycteridae. Gene Ontology annotation, biological process: nitric oxide biosynthetic process.